Messenger RNA from Penicillium macrosclerotiorum, 450 nucleotides. It is a transcript of the gene spt4, whose product is annotated as transcription elongation factor SPT4. Gene Ontology annotation, biological process: regulation of transcription elongation by RNA polymerase II; chromatin organization; positive regulation of DNA-templated transcription, elongation. Gene Ontology annotation, cellular component: DSIF complex; nucleus. Bases 1 to 450 code for a protein of 149 amino acids. The transcript has 2 exons. Gene Ontology annotation, molecular function: RNA polymerase II complex binding; zinc ion binding. Lineage: Eukaryota; Fungi; Ascomycota; Eurotiomycetes; Eurotiales; Aspergillaceae. The record is from RefSeq and is a predicted model, not a curated record.
AUGUCUUUCUACGUUGCUCCUAACCAGCAGCGCAUGCUCCGCGCUUGCAUGGUCUGCUCUGUUGUUCAGCAGCAUAGCGUGAGUUCCCCAAAACCUGAGGCAAUUGGCAGCCCGAUACUUAGUGCUGACUCUGGCUUGCGACAGAAAUUCAUGCGCGACGGCUGUCCCAACUGUGAGAACAUUCUCCAACUCCGUGGAAACAAUGAGUCAAUCCAGGAAUGCACUUCACAGGUGUUUGAGGGCUUGAUCUCCGUCCGUGACCCCGCGGCCAGCUGGGUGGCACGCUGGCAGCGGUUGGACAACUACGUGGCGGGCACAUACGCAACGAAGGUGACCGGGACGCUUCCGGAUUAUAUCAUCAGCAGCUUGGAGGAUUCCGGUGUCAAAUAUGUUCCGUACGUGCCCAUUUACCUUGAAAGCAAAAGUGGACUCUUUUGCCCGGCGCGUUGA